Guillardia theta CCMP2712 is the source of this 1194-nucleotide messenger RNA. RefSeq lists its product as hypothetical. NCBI's taxonomy places the organism in Eukaryota, Cryptophyceae, Pyrenomonadales, Geminigeraceae. The record is from RefSeq and is a predicted model, not a curated record. The transcript has 7 exons. Gene Ontology annotation, molecular function: oxidoreductase activity. Bases 1 to 1194 code for a protein of 397 amino acids.
AUGUCUUGGCUCCUCCGAUUCUUUAGUUUUGACAACGAAAAUAUUGCUAGUCGCCACAUAGACUCACGACAACGAGCAAGGAAGACGUGGAAUGUUGGUGAAAAGGAGCCGCAGGUUAAGGUAGGGGACAUCAUUGAAAAAUAUGGACAGGUGUUCACAUGGUCAGACUUACAUGUCAUGCCCUCGAGGCUUCAAUGCCUGCGAUCAGAAGGUGAUGUCAUGUGCGAUAUGCUGCUAGAAACGUUCAACCCGCAACCCAAGGAUGACGUGCUAGACAAGAUCCUUGACGAUGCUAAAGAAAGCUCUGAUUUGAAUGCGAAGAACUUUAUUCACGCAUACAGUGAAGUGCCAGCAUGGGUUGACUGGGAGCAAGUGAGAAGAGGGCAGAAAGUUUUUAUUCGCGACCUCCCAGCCUGCGGAAUUUCGCUCUACUACCUCAGUUUGGUAGGAGGAUUUAGUGCUCCCUUGAUUACCAAAGUGCUGAGGGCCACAGGAUAUCUUACAAGUGGAAGGAAACAAGUGAUUCGACGACUGGCCGAUACCUCUCAGAUGAUCUUCGAGUGUUUGAUGCCUGACUCGCUUCUUCCCAACAACAAGGGAUGGCUGUCUGUUCUGCGUGUACGCUUCCUGCACGGGAUGGUUAGGAGACGGUUGAAAUCGAGACCAUAUUGGAAUGAGAAGGAGUGGGGAGUGCCAAUCAAUCAAGAAGAUAUGUCUGCGACAUUGCUUGCGUUCUCCUACAACGUGCUGAUUGGAAUAGAACUUGUGCUUGGAAAACCUUUGAACCGGGAGGACCAGGAGUGUUACAUUCAUCUAUGGCGCUACAUCGGAUGGUUGAUUGGAGUUGAUGACAAGCAUAAUCCUUGCACCUCAGUAGAUCGAGCAAAGGCAACUUUAGAAUCCAUCGUGAUGCACAUCUUGGAACCAGAUGAGGAUAGUCGGGCAGUUGCUUUUCACCUGCUCCAGGUUCCAAGAAAUGGACGAGGACUAGCUUUCAGGCAACAUCUCUGUCGAAAAUUCAUAGGGGAUAAGUUGGCGGAUUCUUUGGGGCUGCCAGUCUCUACAUUAUGGCAAUCAUUUACAUAUUUUUUCAUGAUCUGUAUCAGAUUGUACAGGUUGCCCAGUUUUAAGGACUCACGAGAUAAGAGAUACAAAGGAGUUUUCCUGAACGAUCCUUGGUAUAAUUGUGCCUAA